AUGAACAGGGAUCCACAAGAUUCCAAUAUCAUGUCAAAUUCGGAUCAGAACUCUAACUAUGACUUGGCAUCUCAAUUUCCAAAUCCACAUGUUCAUCCCAACUCAGAAUCUCAUCCUCCUGGUUUCCAUUUAAAUUCAACUAAUGAAUUAUAUCCUUCUCAUGUUGACCUACAAUAUGGAGCCACUCCUACAUUUCAAAGCCUGCUAAACACGCCAAUAGUUAGAAAUCCAAUGGUAUUCAAUCAAAGCGGUGUUAGCAAUGCUCAUUUCCCUAUCUACACUCCAACACCCAGUUUUCAGACUCAUGGUAAUACUUCAUUGGGUAGCAACCGAACUCCAGCUAGCACUCCAAUGGUUACUUCUAAAAUUUGUGGUAACACCACGUACAUCAGCAAUCAGAAUCAAGCGACAUCAAAAGGAUUAAAAAAUAGAGUUAAAGAUGUCCAAAUAUCAAGUGGCAAAAAGAAUUGGGCUUUGACGAACGCAUGGUUGAAUGUGUCUUUGGACCCUAUUGUGGGUAACAACAAAAAAGCUACUGCUAUGUGGGUUCGUAUCCAUCAAGUAUGGAAGGAAAACAUGGGGCCUAUAUGCAAAUAUCUUAGAUCGUCUAAUAGUUUACAAUGUCAUUGGUCCAUAAUACAUGCAGCGGUAAGCAACUUUGCAGGACAUUAUUCUAAACUAGAGAGGCAUCCUCAGAGUGGUACAAACUCAAAAGACUUGAUUCACAAGGCGUUGGGUAUGUACGAGGAUAUAGAAGGUAGCAAAUUCAAAUGGAUUCAUUGCUGGGAAAUAAUGAUUAAAAAUCUGAAAUGGCAGCCGAAACAUGAUAAGAACAUGGCACCAGAUAGACAAACGGAUGAAGAAAACAAGUCACCUACAUCUGAAGUGCUUCGAUCAUCGAAAGGGAUUGGUGGUUGUCGCAAUCUUCCUUCUGAAAGGUCUUUGCUGAAUAUCUUAGAUGAGAACAUAACGCCUGAAGGUAAUAACUGUGAUGGUGUGGGACGACCAACAGGAAGAAAAAAUAGUAAAGAAAAGAAGAGAAAAUUGCAUGAUGAAAAAGGUGUGGUGGAUGCAUUAAACAAGUUGCAGUCCAUUUUGGCAAAGCAGAUUAGUAUUAAUGAAAAAAGUUUGGAGAUGAGAAAGCAAAAUGAAGAAGAAAAUAUCGAGUUGAAAAGGCAAGCACUAAAUAGGGAGAUGGAAAUGAAGAUGAAGGAACAAAGGAGAAAACGGCAAAAAACGGAUAAUGAACCAAGACUUGAGUAA
Molecule: messenger RNA, 1263 nt
Organism: Striga asiatica
Lineage: Eukaryota; Viridiplantae; Streptophyta; Magnoliopsida; Lamiales; Orobanchaceae
Source: the annotation of a GenBank genome assembly